Exaiptasia diaphana is the source of this 1163-nucleotide messenger RNA. RefSeq lists its product as uncharacterized. The record is from RefSeq and is a predicted model, not a curated record. The transcript is spliced from 4 exons. Bases 125 to 433 code for a protein of 102 amino acids. Lineage: Eukaryota; Metazoa; Cnidaria; Anthozoa; Actiniaria; Aiptasiidae.
UCCAAACCAAGCACUGUCCAAUGACUCAUCACCCAAUACUGGUAGUAAUGAAACACAAGAUGGACUUCGACAGGCUGUAAAAAGACCAAGUUCACCAUUGGAUGAAGGGGCUCAAGCUAAGAGAAUGAGAAUACUAAGCACCAAUCAGGUUGAAGAAAAGACAGCACCUAAGGAAAACAAUGCUGAUGGUACUGACUCAAAAGACAAGGACAACUCAAUAGAACAGAAUGACAUAGAGGUGAAUACAGAAUCUGAACCCAUUGCUAGAGGAGUCAAAAGACGAAGCUCUCCCAUUGAUCCAACCAUAGUGAAGCAAUUUAGAGACAGUAAUCAGGAGGAUGAAGAGAAAGAGCUCUAUGACACAAUGGAGCAGCUUCAGCCUUCGCAGAUGAAAGUUCCAGUAAAAAACUCUAUAAAACUCAAACUGAAAUAACUACAUAUUCAUACACUACCAGUGUUCCAUCCUUGACAUCAAAGUGUACAUUUGUACUUUCAUUUGACUCUUGUUUAUACAGAUUGCAUCAGUACAAAUCACAUGCGUGCAAUAAGGUCCUUGUUAGUAGUGAGAGAUCUAUAUACUAUAUAAAGUGCCUUAUUGAUAUAGCAUUUUUGGUGUGGAGAAAGUAGGAGACAUAACAAUGUAUUCAUUCAAAAAUCAUACAGAGAUCCAACAGGACAAACCACCUGACCCUGCUGUACUUAGGGUGAGUAAUGCUAUCCACUGGAAAGAUCUCUGUCCUGUAGAUAACAGCUAUGUUAUAUGUACGCAGUGGAUAAUCUUGGAUAGCUAAAUCUCCCUUUGCACACCAGACCGUGGCAGAAGCAAUUCAUGACUGUCAGGACAUGUAGAUUUUUGUCGCUCUACAUUUAUUUUAAUAAAUUAUUUUACAAACAUUAUGACUUAACUAUUGGAGCUUAAAAUAUAGUUACAUGGAUAUGCACUUGCAGUUCAUCAGAAAAUCUGAAAAAUGCAUGCAACCUGUUUGUGGCUGUAUAUUUUUGUUUGAAAAGUUUGUGCCUUAAAAAAAUAACAAAAAUUUGACCCCUUUUUCUUAGAUAUAAAGCUGAAGAGAGUUAUAUAACUAUAUCUAAAAACAUACAAACUUUUUCGUUUUCGUUUGUAAGACAUUGUUAAUGAAAUAAAUGUUUUAUAAAAAUAAGAA